CAGAAUUUCAGGAUACACCUUCCAUUUUUUAUCUUCUUUGACUCUUCUUUGUCCAUUUGUUUUUGGAUGCAGAAUGGGUGCCACAGACAAUGUAUUUAAAGGUCGCAGUACAUUUAUGGAAGAACUAACAGAUACAGCAGCAAUUAUUCAAAAAGCAACUUCACAUUCAUUAGUAAUUUUGGAUGAACUGGGAAGAGGAACUAGUACACAUGAUGGAAUUGCAAUUGCUUAUGCUACUCUAGAACAUUUCAUUAGGAAUGUGGGUUCGUUGACACUAUUUGUUACCCAUUAUCCUCCACUGUGUGAGUUGGAAAGAACCUAUCCAGCCCAAGUUGGAAACUACCAUAUGUCUUUUUUAGUGAAUGAAGAUUAUAGUAAACCAGAAGAUGAUUUUGAAGAACAAGAUCAUCUAGACUUUGUCACUUUCCUUUAUCAAAUAACCAAAGAAGUUGCUGCAAGAAGCUAUGGUCUAAAUGUUGCUAAGCUAGCAGAUGUGCCAAAAGAAAUUCUUAAAAAGGCAGCUCAUAAAUCAAAGGAACUAGAGAGAUCAGCUAAUAUGAAAAGAAAAAUGUUGAUGUAUUUUGCUAAACUAUGGAACACUGAUGACAUUGGAGAACUUCGAAGAUGGAAAAGUGUGUCUGAAAUAGAUAAUGAUUUCAGCCAAUUUAAAAAUUCCAGAGAGCCUGCCAACUGAAAAUGGAAAUAGCAUAGAAGGUUUAAUAAAUUCUCACAAAAAGAAAUGGAUGUACAUAAAGUGAAAUUUUAGAUCACUUAUGGAUAUAGUGAUAGAUUUUUAAUAACAGUGCCUGUUUCACAUAAUCAUUUUUGGUGUUUAAUUUCUGUAAACUAACUUCAAGAAUGAGUUACGUAGAACAGAAUUCCUAAGCUAAAAUGGUAUAGCUAUCGGGAGCUCCAAGUAUCCCCCACCCCAAGUUAAAAGCAAUUUACAGGGCCUUUCAUCUCAUUCUAUUUUCAUAAUGAAAAUUAUGUAAUUUUCAAUAGAAGAGAAUAUUGGCAUUUGGAGAGUGGAAGAGAAAUGUACAGGUAACCAAAAGGUACCUCUGUGUUAUUUCUUCUCAGGAUAACAGCUUGGUGGGGGAGUUUGUUUAAGAAAAUGCAUGGAAUAUGAAGCUUCUUUUCCCCAGUACCAUGGUGCAAUUUAGUUUGGGAGAUAUCCAUAGCUGUUUUUACUUUUAAACCAAGUGACAUAGUACACCAAUACACAGAGUUCCAGUUACCUUGUCAGGCUCUUGCGACUAGAAAUAAUUGCAAAAUAUAUGUUUUACAUGAUGUCAUCUUGAUGCAGUCAAGGUCAGUCAUUAAAGCAAAAAUGGUCCAUGUUGUAUUAUUUAAUUUCAGUGGAUGUUUUAUACUAAAUUCCAAUUUUUAAUUUUUCAAAUUGCUUCCUAAAAUCUGGUGACUUUAUGUGCUGAGAAUAAAAAAAAAUUGUUACAUUCUUCUAUAUUAUGUCUCCAGACAUCAGAUUUCCCCCCCAAAACUAUUCCUUAGUAUAUACCUGAAAAGCUUUUUCCUACUUGAUGGAUAAUUAUGAUUGUUGAUGGCAAUAUGAAAAUUAUAUAACUAUAAAUUAUAUUAAAAUAA
Python bivittatus (Burmese python) is the source of this 1602-nucleotide messenger RNA. NCBI's taxonomy places the organism in Eukaryota, Metazoa, Chordata, Lepidosauria, Squamata, Pythonidae. The record is from RefSeq and is a predicted model, not a curated record.